AUGAAUCCAAAUACACCAUUCAACGAACGAUUUGCUAAAAUCUCAGAAAAACUCAGUUCAAUCCAACUACAUCACGAUAGUUCUAAGGCUCAUCGUAUUGAUGUCAUUUGUGGCCGUGUCUCUGGUGUAGAAGAAAGAAUCCAAGAUACAAUCACAUCAUAUAACAGAAAACUUCAUUCUCUAAAAGAUGAAAUAGUGAGAUUGUAAAAAUAGAUUGAGGAAGAAAACAAUGCGUUUGAAACUCAGUUUGAAUAAAGAGUGAGAGAGGUUGCUGCUUUUGAGAGUCGUAUAACGACUAAAUUGGAAUAAGAAAUUUCAAUUAGGAAGGAUGGUAACCUUAAAUUAUAAGGCUAUUUGGAUGAAAAAGUUGUCUAUUUAAAAUCAGAUAUUUAGACAGAGAGUAAAAUUAGAUAGGAAUAAAUUGAAAAUAUCACUACUUCUCUAGAGAAUGAUUUACCAAAGCUCUAUGAUUUAGUGAAGACAGAAGGACAAGAUAGAGAAGAUAGUGAUAAUGGUACAUUAAGAAGAGCAGGAGAUGAAAUUAAGAGAUUAAAUGAAGGAUUGGGUAAUCAAAAGAAAUUAAGAGAGGAGAGUGAAUCAGCAAUAUUUGAGAUGCUAAAAGAUCUGGUUUCAAGAGUAAAGAGCGAAAUAGAGGAAGAAAAGAAAUUAAGAGAGGAGAGCUAAGAGAAUUUACUAGGUUUGUUGGAAGAUGCAUGCAAUAAGAUUUACAGAGCAGCAAAAGAUUGAUAUUUAUAUACAUUGUCUAUUAAUUAUUAGUAAAUUUAAACUUUA
Molecule: messenger RNA, 792 nt
Organism: Paramecium tetraurelia
Lineage: Eukaryota; Ciliophora; Oligohymenophorea; Peniculida; Parameciidae
Exons: 4
Source: RefSeq, a predicted model, not a curated record